Messenger RNA from Sphaerulina musiva SO2202, 1355 nucleotides. RefSeq lists its product as uncharacterized. NCBI's taxonomy places the organism in Eukaryota, Fungi, Ascomycota, Dothideomycetes, Mycosphaerellales, Mycosphaerellaceae. The coding region runs from base 329 to 991 and encodes 220 amino acids. The record is from RefSeq and is a predicted model, not a curated record. The transcript is spliced from 2 exons.
ACACACUCUCUCUCUCACUCUCUCACACACUCUCUCAACUGUAUACAUUCACACACCCACCCUUGCCGGCUGUCACUCGCUACAUCUUCCACUCAUAGCGCACUCUUCGCAACCGACCGACCAUCUGCGGGCGGAUCAACAACCCCAAUUCCGAAUUCGGCCCCAACAUCACAACAACAACAACAACAACACCCACCCACAGGCACAGGAACAAAUACCAAAUCGGACAAGAGCAGGACAGAGCAGAGCGAAGCAAAUCGGAGUCGAGCAGAGCAGAUAAGCGCCGUGGUGUCGAGCCUUCGCGCGCUGCUUCUUCGUCCCGGGCGCAAUGCCGGCCAUUCCUUUCCCUCUCCCUUCUGCGCCCUCACUAUCUACCAACACGCGCAUCCUCGACUCGCGACAAUUACGCCAUGCCGCCUAUACCUAUGCGCGGAGUGUCAUUCGAACUGCUCAACACGCCAAACGCGCUCUCCUGCCCCGACAGAGCCCCAAUGGCGUGACAAUCGCAAUUCCCGCGCAGUACGAAGGCCUCAAUUCCGGCCCAGCACCUGGAGCCGUCGCCGGUAUCAUACUGGGCAGCGUCGCCGGCUUCUUGCUGUUGAUCUGGUUGCUAUGGAUUGCCAGCAGUGGCUCUGGAUUUAUUCGGGCGACUACCCUGCAAGAGGAGGAUGUCAUGGUCAGACGGCGCAGUCGUAGCAGGGCCACUCGACGCAGCCGGCGGACGGAAAUGGUCAGCAGAUCACCCCGGAGGGAUAGGGUGGUGCGGCAGGAGCGAAUCGUGCGAGACAUUCCGCCUCCCAGAGAGACCAGUCGACUGCGCGAGACCAUUAUCGUGGACGAGGCUCCAAUGCCCGAGCGUAGAGUGGAGGGUGAUGAUAUCGUGGAGGUGAUCGAGGAGCACUCGUCAAUUGGCGUGCCUCCGCCGAGGAGGAAGAGCAGACGUGGGAGUCAAGGUGGUGGUUACAGGCGAGGAGAAUUCUCCGAUCUCUGAAGUCCAGCUGUAACAGUCUUAUCAUCAUGGGACUUGGGAGAUGGACAGGCAGAUUGUGCAUAAUGUAUGAUAUGGGCGUGUUUACAGCGAGAUGUUGAUCAAGGGCACACAGCAUUAGAGAUAUUUACAUGUGACUUUUGCGAAUGGCGAGAAGAGGGAGAGAAGAGGAGGCAAGAGAAAGGGAAGAGAGGGAGGGAGAGAGAAAGAGAGAAAGACAGAGCAGAGAGAGAAAGAGGAGACGCAAGAAAUAUACCCCCCCUCGCGAUGCGUUGUUUGGUCCGUUUAGCAGCACUGGGCAUGCCCAUAGUGUGCUGAUCCAGAGAGAAAGACAUUACCUACAGCUUCAAUAUUCUACAUGAUGUUU